This is a messenger RNA of Mycena citricolor, 1212 nucleotides long. The record is from the annotation of a GenBank genome assembly. Lineage: Eukaryota; Fungi; Basidiomycota; Agaricomycetes; Agaricales; Mycenaceae.
UCGGCAACGUAUCGCGAGCAGCUUUUCGUCGUAUGAGGAUCGCGGUUUUCAUAUCCGGUGAUGCCUGCCACACUCACUCCCAAAAGCAGGCCAAGGCAUGAACGCGAGCAUGAAUGACACGCACAAUCUCGCUUGGAAGCUUGUCUACGUCCUCCGCGGCUGGCCGUUUGUCCCUGUUGAAGACAUACGAAUUCGAAAGAAGAUCAUACGCUCAGGACCUCAUCAAUUCAAUCUUCGAAUCCAAUUUGCUCAGCUCUUCUCUGGCAAGCCGCGCACGGAGGAAAACCAAGACGGUGUCUCCCACGAAGAAUUUCUCAAGAUUUUCCAGAAAUUUGGCGGAUUUACGAGUGGUAUCGGAAUUCAUUACGGCGGAUCGACGAUUGUGGACGUUACCAGACAGGAAUGUGCUAAGAACGUCGUGGUUGGCCAACGUAUGCCUCCGCAGAUGUUGCUUCGAGCAGCGGAUUCCAGACCAGUACAGCUGCAGGACAUGCUGCCGUCCGACACUCUAUUCAAGACCAUAGUAUUCGGGGGAGACGGAGAACUUUUAGACAAGGUCGCCCCCCAACUUGAAGCUCUCUUUAAUCGAUACCGCGAGAGAGUCGACAUGAUGUCAAUUCUAUCGUCUUCCGCACCCGCUGGUUUACAUUCAUGGAUCUGCCCGCUGUUCUCAGACCCCAUUGGACCAAGUGCGUGCUCAUCUGUAGCUCGAGACAUCUAGCCGACUGGACACAGGGUCUUCAUCGACAGGCCGGACUUGCGGGGCACGCAGGGCGGCACUGUCUACUCCGAAUUUGGCAUAGAUCCCAUCGCGGGGGCUAUUGUUUGUGUUCGACCGGACGGUUACGUGGGCUUGGUCGCUCCGCUGCAAGACGCGGUUGCUCUGGAAAGCUUUUUUGGCGCAUUUAUGUCGUAGUAAUGUAUGGCCCCAAAGUAAUAGAACAGACACCGCAAAGUCUAUUUCGCCUUCAUAGCUUCCCGUGUCGCGAUAGCUUCUGAUGACAACCGUUGCAGGCGCAAAGCCAUGUCUACGGUCAUUACCAAAGGAACCAGCAGGAAGGGCACGUAGCUCGAGAGAAGCAUCGUCCGCUGUUCGAAGGUAAGAGUGGUGACGCCAGCUGCGAGAGCUGCCGCCGAGGGGCCUGGAGUCGCCAGGAUUGUCGUGACACAGGGCCAAACAGUCGUUGUGGUCGAGGCCGCGUAGACAAGCAU